AGCAAAAGACUCAAAGGAAGGGAAUCUCAGGCAGUGCAGUGCGGAAUAUUGUCUGAUAGAGCUGGGAGGGAAAUGUCGCUGUAUAGAAACACGGUGUGGUUCCUGAAGGGGCUGCGGGAGUAUACCAAGAGUGGAUAUGAAGCUGCCGCCAAGCACUUUGUUGCAGAAGAUCUGGAAGUUGAUGUUACUGGAAAGCAUUACAUGAUUACAGGUGCUAAUAGUGGGAUUGGCAAAGCUGUGGCCACGAUAAUAGCAAAAAAAGGAGGUUCUGUGCACUUGGUGUGCAGAAACCAUGAGCGUGCAGAAGAAGCCAAGAAGGAGAUUAUUGACGGCACCGGAAACCAGAAUGUUUGGGUGCAUUUGCUGGAUAUGUCCAAUCCGAAACAAAUAUGGGAAUUUGCAGAAAAAUUUAAGACCGAGAACAAGCUGAAUGUCUUGAUAAACAAUGCCGGUUGCAUGGUGAACAAAAGGGAACUGACAGAUGAUGGCUUGGAGAAGAACUUUGCUACCAACACUCUGGGUACUUACAUUCUUACGAAGGCAAUGCUACCUGCUCUGGAGAAGGAAGAAGAUGCAAGAGUUGUAAACGUCUCUUCGGGAGGUAUGCUGGUUCAAAAGCUAAACGUUUCUGACCUCCAGUGUGAAAAUGGGACGUUUGAUGGAACGAUGGUAUACGCUCAGAACAAGCGUCAGCAAGUCAUUUUAACAGAGUUGUGGGCUAAAGCACAUCCAAAAGUCCAUUUCUCCGUCAUGCACCCAGGCUGGGCUGACACACCAGCUGUGAGGUCCUCCAUGCCGGAUUUUUACGAGAAGAUGAAGAAUAGGUUACGCACAGAGGAUCAGGGAGCGGACACCGUGGUGUGGCUGGCUAUAUCUCCAGCUGCAACACAGCAGCCCAGCGGCCUCUUCUUCCAAGAUCGAAAACCUGUUUCCACCCAUUUGCCUUUGGCAAGUACGCGUUCCUCUCCUGCUGAUGAAGAGGAGCUUCUGAGGAACCUGGAGGAGCUUUCACAGAAGUUUGCGCCAGCGACUGGUACCCCAUAACACAUGGGGUCGCUUUACAGCUCCAGAAUGAAAUGAUACCUACUUCGGCAAUUGUUUACUGACCAGUGGACCUUAAUGUUUAAUGCAGUCUCAGGGGUGACUUACCAAUACCUCAUAACUGUAUGUUCAAAUGCUAGCAUGAGACUGUUUAGUCUGCAUAGUCUUGUGUUCUCCAGAUAUUAAUUCAUUACUUACCUGUAA
Molecule: messenger RNA, 1245 nt
Organism: Spea bombifrons (plains spadefoot toad)
Lineage: Eukaryota; Metazoa; Chordata; Amphibia; Anura; Pelobatidae
Gene: DHRS12
Product: dehydrogenase/reductase 12
Exons: 10
Coding region: 73-1044 (323 amino acids)
Source: RefSeq, a predicted model, not a curated record